UUGGGUUUUUUUUAAAAAAGAAAACACAACUGGUAACGUGCAAUGUGUUAGAUAACUAUCUGCUUAGAAAUUCGGUAACAGUUUAGAGCUACAAUUGCUAAUUCCGUCGGGAAUGUUUCAGGGCAGAUUUAACCUUUUUCUUUUUUUUUUAAAAAAAAAUCAAAUCCUUGUACUGAACCGAGUUGAUGUUUUUCAUAUGUAUGGACACCCUUUACCAACGCACUAAUUGCAAUGAUAGAAUUAUAGCGUAGAAUACAGCGCCUUUCACGCGGGAUAGAGUCCCGGAGCUACACCAGUCCGCGUGCUCCCACGCCCUGGAUUGAGUGAGAAAGGGAACGUGAGACCCAGUGGUCUCCAAAACACUGUGAACACUGCAAUUUCUCAAGAAGUAAGAGUGUGAAGAAAGUAGAGUUUAAAGAGUGUCGAGAUUAAACUAUACAGAACUGUAGCGGUUUAAAAAUAAUGGUUGAUUCGCACCUGUCCGGAAACAGAUCGGUCAUAUUUAGGACUGAUAUCAUUGCACGUUGCAACAUAUUGGGUUUCAACGACUAUAUUUCACCGCGUUUGGCUGCCACGGGGGUAAGUAUUAAGAGUGCAAUGUGAAAAGGGAUUCGCGCAUUUUGUCUCCAGUGUAUUUUCAUGUGACAUUCGCGUCUGAGGUGCUGAAAUCCUGAGUGUAUUGUGUACUCGAUCUCCAAAACAACACAAAGAAAUGAGUCGGCGGCAAGAGUAAGGUUGCUCAGGCAGUGUGACAAUCCGAGAUUGGGAAAAAUCAACCGCUGGACCAUUUAUUAUGGACCUUCUCCUGAGAGGCUGUGCCUGGAUCAGCAGCAGCAACAAGUCCUGACUUCUCAACGAAGCAACAACAAGUGGAUUCGGCAUUUCAACUCGCAUCGAAACCGCGUCUGCUUCACCUAUCGCUACUUAUGGCUCCUUUGAACGCGAGGAUUUAUUCUGUUCCACUGGCGUUCAUCCUAAUGGUACAUUGCUGCUGGUCGGUUUGCGUUGAGGUUGAUUCAGAUACAGAAGCCGAGCUUCAAACCAAUAUGAAACUCACCUGUAUUUCAUGUACGAAGAGGGAGGAGACAGAAACCGAUACUAUUGUUGAGUGGUCGUACGUCGACGCGGAUGGAAAAGACACUCUAAUUUACAAGUACGACAAAGAGCCCCAAGAACUAGAGGGGCCCUUUCACGGCCGGCUUCUGUGGAACGGAAGUAAAGACCUCCAAGAUGUGUCCAUCUUCAUACUGAACGUCACGUUCAACGACAGCGGUCUGUACCGGUGUAGGGUCACCCGCUAUUUCAACUACAAGAUGCACAGACCUUGUAUAACGGCUGUCAAAGACGUGCAACUCACAGUGCACGAGGACGUCCUUGAAGAUUUCGUCUCCUACAUCUCACAAAUCCUGAUGUACGUUGUCCUGAUUUCUUUCACUGGGUGGCUUGUGAUAGAGAUGAUAUAUUGCUAUCGGAGGAUACUGAGAUCAGAAAAAGCAGCAAGAGACAAAGCUUCCAGAACCUACUUGGCCAUACCCUCUGAAAACACAGACCAUUGCACACUCCUGGUGGAGGAGUAGAAAAGCUUUAACGCUGGACAACUUGACAGCCACUUAAAUACACCAGACAGGGAGAGACUGGAAUAGAAGCAGGAACAUUGAUUGGCCUCGAUUGCUUGUGACUUUCAUUCUUCUUCUUCGCUGUUAUCAAGUCAUAAACGAGAAUCUGAACUCUCCGGUUGUGCAGCACGUCUUUACGAAUCUUUCAGCUUUAGUCUGCCUCGGUUUGGCCGCUGCUUUUCGCCCACAGAAUAUACGGUCAGUUCACUUUGCAGUGUAUUCUGUGAAGCCGAAAAGCCAGUUUGUGCGAACUUUGUGAUUGUGUGAUCAGAUCAGCCGUCAGGCGCUCUGAGACGCCGUCCGGCGCGGAGGGCGCAAUAUAAAUCCAAGU
Callorhinchus milii (elephant shark) is the source of this 1947-nucleotide messenger RNA. RefSeq names its product sodium channel, voltage-gated, type III, beta. Gene Ontology annotation, molecular function: sodium channel regulator activity. Lineage: Eukaryota; Metazoa; Chordata; Chondrichthyes; Chimaeriformes; Callorhinchidae. Gene Ontology annotation, biological process: regulation of heart rate by cardiac conduction; sodium ion transport; ventricular cardiac muscle cell action potential. The transcript has 6 exons. The record is from RefSeq and is a predicted model, not a curated record. The coding region runs from base 927 to 1577 and encodes 216 amino acids. Gene Ontology annotation, cellular component: voltage-gated sodium channel complex.